AUGGUCAAGCCCACAAUUCUCAUCACUGGGUGUACUCAAGGCAGUAUUGGAUAUUCACUAGCAAAGGCAUUCGCUUCUCGGGAUUAUCAUGUAUAUGCUAGUUCUCGCCGCAUCAUGUCUAUGGGUGACCUAGUCGAUAUGCAAAACAUCACUGCCAUCGUCCUCGAUGUUACGAACCGAGACUCAAUUCUUGAAGCCCACGCCCGGAUUUCCCGAGAGACCAAUGGCACACUCAAUAUUCUCUAUCACAAUGCAGGCUACCGCCAUUUGGCAAUGGCCAUCGAGACGUCACAUGACGAAGCCAUUAAAACAUUCGACACCAAUCUCCUCGGUAUCAUUGAGAUGAACUGCAUUUUCGCCGACCUUGUUAUUUCUUCGAAAGGCAAGAUUGUCUUCACCGGAUCCGUCUCAGGGUACACUCCUCAUCCAUCGCAGUCUAUCUAUAAUGCAUCCAAAGCAGCAGUGGCGCUGUACGCCAGAACAUUACGUCUCGAAUUGAAACCCUUCGGCGUCCGAGUCAUCUUCGUUCAAACAGCUGCCGUGAACACUGGAAUGUCUAGUGAGCGUGUUGCCUUAACCCCAAACUCCUAUUAUAAGUACCUCGAGACCAAGAUCAAUAGCGCAUGGAUCGAUCUUGAGGCUACCACAAUGGAACCCGAAGAAUACGCAAAGACCGUUGUUAUGAAAAUUACCAAAGGGCAACCACCAGACAUCAUAUGGUGCGGAAGCGGCGCGUUCACUGUCUGGGCAAUUGAGACCCUCGGCGCCCAUUGGUUGUAUUCACUCUUAUUUUCCAAGAUGUUUGGGCUAAAUAAUAUUGCGCCGCGGAGGAGGCUUGCGUAA
This is a messenger RNA of Trichoderma harzianum CBS 226.95, 843 nucleotides long. RefSeq lists its product as hypothetical. Gene Ontology annotation, cellular component: endoplasmic reticulum; lipid droplet. NCBI's taxonomy places the organism in Eukaryota, Fungi, Ascomycota, Sordariomycetes, Hypocreales, Hypocreaceae. The transcript has a single exon. Gene Ontology annotation, molecular function: acylglycerone-phosphate reductase (NADP+) activity; triacylglycerol lipase activity. Gene Ontology annotation, biological process: phosphatidic acid biosynthetic process; triglyceride catabolic process. Bases 1 to 843 code for a protein of 280 amino acids. The record is from RefSeq and is a predicted model, not a curated record.